Molecule: messenger RNA, 1665 nt
Organism: Trichoplax adhaerens
Lineage: Eukaryota; Metazoa; Placozoa; Uniplacotomia; Trichoplacea; Trichoplacidae
Exons: 6
Coding region: 1-1665 (554 amino acids)
Biological process (GO): nucleoside transmembrane transport
Cellular component (GO): membrane
Molecular function (GO): nucleoside:sodium symporter activity
Source: RefSeq, a predicted model, not a curated record
AUGAGUAAUAGCCGGAGGGGAUUGUUUGGCAAAGUUAAGAAUUGGUCUAAGGCGAACGGACAUACUAAUGUAGAGCAAGAUGGAAAACCAUCACCCUGCGAAGAAUUCUAUAAUAAGCAUCAAAAAGUCAUUCGCAUCAACUUUUAUCUAUUACUAAUUGGCGCAUUUUUUGCCUUCCUUAUCGCUGGAUUAAUCCUGAAUUUUCCGAAAACGUUGCCAUUACUUAUUAUUACGGUAACCGUAAUUGGUUAUCUGAUAUACGCGUAUAUCCGCGAUAACUAUGGUGGUGCGAUUUACAAUGCCGUCUUUAAACCUAUCUUGAAUUUUGUAGACGAGAAGUGGUGGAUAUUGAAAUGGUUGGUAUAUUUGGGCAUUCUCGCCUUUCUGGUGUUUUGGCUGAUAUUCGAUACAGGACGUCAACCUGAGCGCCUGAUUUCCUUUGCCGGUCUUGUUAUGUAUGUUUUACUUUGCUACAUCUUUUCCAAAAAUCGACAAAAGGUUUACUGGCGUCAAGUAUUGUGGGGUAUUGGAUUGCAAUUUAUUCUUGGCAUCUUAAUCCUUCGUACGCAUGCUGGGUACACAGUUUUCAAUUUUAUUGGUAGUCAGGUUGAAGCGUUUCUUUCAUAUACAUUUGCUGGUGCUGCAUUCGUUUUUGGCGAGAAGACAUUUACAAACCACUACUUCGCUUUCGCUGUUCUUCCGAUUGUGGUUUUCUUUAGCGCCACCAUCGCUGUUCUAUAUUAUCUCGGUGUCAUGAAAUGGAUUAUUACAAGGAUAGCUUGGCUUAUGCAAAUAACGAUGAAGACUUCAGCAACAGAAUCACUAAACGCUGCUGGAAAUAUCUUUAUAGGACAAACGGAGGCGCCAUUGCUGAUCCGACCUUUCAUACAAUAUAUGACAGUCUCAGAACUUCACGCUGUUAUGACUGGCGGUAUGGCAACUAUUGCGGGGAGUGUAUUGGGUGCCUUUAUUGCCUUUGGUGUUCCAGCCGCUCAUUUAUUAACUGCAUCGGUGAUGUCGGCACCAGCUGCUUUAGCAAUUUCAAAAUUAAUGUAUCCUGAGUUAGAGAAAGACAUCGAGAACCUAGAUGGAGAUUUAGAUAUUAAUAUUGCCGAUAGCACUGAAGGAAACAUAAUUGAAGCGGCUUCUGGUGGUGCAUCUGCUUCUAUUCCUCUUGUUGCAAACAUCGCUGCAAAUAUAAUAGCAUUUUUGUCUGCUCUUAAAUUCUUGAAUGCUGUAUUAGGGUGGCUCGGUGCUAUGGUUAAUUAUCCUCAAUUAAGCUUUGAAAUUAUUUGCUCCUACGUCUUUAUGCCUUUUGCUUUCAUGAUGGGCGUAGAAUGGAAAGACGCUCAUCGUGUGGCGGAGCUGAUUGGAAUGAAGACAUUCCUAAACGAAUUUAUUGCUUAUGAUGCUUUAUCUAAGCUGAUUAAGAACAGGCUGCAAUGUGAAGGUCCUUAUAUGAGUCUUCGAUCGGAAGUGAUUGCUACUUAUGCCUGUUGCGGAUUUUCCAAUAUUGGCUCAAUUGGAAUCUUAUUGGGAGGCUUAACUCCCAUGGCACCCAACAGACGUGGGGAUCUUGCUCGUAUUGCGGUUAGAGCCCUUAUUUCGGCAACCAUCGCCUGCUUUAUGACUGCUUGUUUGGCAGGUAAGAACUUCAGUUGUUGA